Carcharodon carcharias (great white shark) is the source of this 5411-nucleotide messenger RNA. It is a transcript of the gene psd3l, whose product is annotated as pleckstrin and Sec7 domain containing 3, like. Bases 662 to 3520 code for a protein of 952 amino acids. Gene Ontology annotation, biological process: regulation of ARF protein signal transduction. Gene Ontology annotation, molecular function: protein binding; phospholipid binding; guanyl-nucleotide exchange factor activity. The transcript has 17 exons. Lineage: Eukaryota; Metazoa; Chordata; Chondrichthyes; Lamniformes; Lamnidae. The record is from RefSeq and is a predicted model, not a curated record.
GGAGAGAGACACAUACAGUCUGGAUGUAGAGAGGAGGGACUGAGAGUGUGUGCAAAUAGGGGGACUGAAGAAACACUUACAGAGAAGGUGCCUGGGAGAGAGAGAGAGAGAGAGAGGUUGUAUAAAUAGAGACGCUGUGUAGAGGGAGACUCUUAAACUGGGUGUCUGGGAGAGAGAGAGACACUCAGUGUACAGUUAGGGACACUGCACACAGACUGCCUGCAGAGGGGAAGGAAAGAGAGAGAAACUCAUUGCACAGAGGCACGGUGUGCAGAGAAAGGGGGGCUGUAUGCAUAGAGAGAGACACCGCAGAGAAAGACCCAUACCCUGCACAGGAAGGGGGAGAAAAAGUGGGAGCGAACCCAGUGCCGCCCCCCAGCCCUGACUACUCAGCUCAGAAGUCAGAGGGACGAAGACGAUGACAGGGCUGAGACGUUUGUUUGGAUCAAUCGGACAUCCCCGCACGCACAGAGUGUCGCAAAGGCUAAAUAUCAGUUCUUGUUUGGCACGCCUGCAGAAGACAGCUCUUUGGACAGGGGUGUAUUGAUGGCACAAUCCACUCUUUAAAUCAGCCAAAAACCUAAUGAACCACACAGACUGACAGAGGAGCGGUGAUAAAGCUCUUCCAGGUUGCUUCCAGUCUCCUGGAGAAGAACAGUGCAUGAACCCCAAAUCACUCGCAGAGCAGGUACUCAGACAGGAGACUGACAAGGCCCAGCAGGAGAUCUGGGACAGCCCGCUGCCUGAGGUGAAGGCUUUGGCGCGGGAGCAGGGCCAGGCCGCCAAGCCACAGGCUUUUGGGUACGAGCAGCACAAGGCCAGCCCCGAAUCCCAACCAGAAUGCUCUGCCCCUGCCACCAGCGUGGGGUCCCUGGUGCUAGAGUCCGACGACGGACGCACAGUGAGUGACACAGACGAGUCCAGUUCAAGUGACAUUGCAGAAGACGUCAAGCCCGAGCCGCCUGAACAGCCAAUCAGCGUGCGGGAGUUUGAGCGGGUACACGUGAGCUCCACACGGGUAAUGACAGCGCCCAUGUUCUCAGUCGGACAGGGCCAGCAAGCUGAGCUGCUAUAUCGGGGCAAAGGAGUGUCUACUCCGGGAGAGGACGAACUCUUGAGGGGAGCAUCGGACGAGAGGAUCCAUCAGGAACUUGCUGCCGGAGACAAGGAAACGCUGCAGAGUCCAUCGCUGGUGCGCAAAGACAUUGGACUCGUCGUGCUGGAGGAGGUUGGCUCUCAAAUGUCAGAGAGGCACACAGGAGCAGCGGCAGAAAAAGACAGAGACAAGCAGCUGGCAAAAGACACUGAGUGUGGGGCGAUGGAGGAACCGAGUCCAAAGCUGGGCCUGUCCAGCGAGAAGGAUAAGGAACGAGAUGGCCAUUUUAACACUGAUGAGUCCAGUGAAGUUUCUAGGGAUAGCGAGAAGAGGACGCCUUUAAGUGCUGCUCAAUCUGAGAUCAGGAGUGAUGACGAUGACGAUGUCUUUGUGAGCGCGAGAGAAAGCGAAGCGAGCGUAAUGAGCAGAACCUCCCUGGGAACGAAAUCAGAAAAUUUGCUGAUGUUGACCGUAACGGACAAGCCAGAAUUUGAGGGUGCAUGGACUUUACCCAGUGAGGUGACCGAUAUUUUCAGCUCACAGUUUGAACAUAUUAUGGAGUGCCAGCGACUGAAAGGCACCUCGUACAACAGCCUGGACUCCCUGGACAUGAUCUCUUCCACGGACGAGAGCGAAUGUGGCUUCAGCUUUGAGAUGCCUCUGACCCCCAUGAUUCAGCAGCGAAUCAAAGAAAGCAGCCAGUUCCUGGAGCUUGGGAUCGUGGAGAUUUCCUCCGGCAGCAGGGCAUUGCAGCGCCAUACAGACACAAAUGAGUCUUCAAGUAGCAGGCCAGAGGGACCUGUGAGCAGCAGUGCAUCGGACAAUUUAUCCCAUAAACCUUCUCUGUAUGCUGUUGUAAAUGGAGCACCUCAACUCUCGGAGCUGUUUCAGGAGGGGGGGACAGAGCCCUCUAUCUCAAGCGAACGUGGCCUGAAGGAAAUGUUUCCAGAUGGGGACCUUGAAGUGGACAACAUGGAGCAGCUGGAACUCCAUAGCAGCACUGAUGUGGUGACCAAUGGCAAUAAGAGUGACUUGGAGGCAGCCAGGAGGCUGGCCAAGCGGCUGUACAAUCUCGAAGGGUUCAAGCGAUCUGACGUUGCACGACACUUGGGGAAAAAUAAUGACUUCAGCAAGUUAGUGGCCGAAGAAUACCUCAAAUUUUUUGACUUCACCGGGUUGACCUUGGACCAAUCUCUCAGAUUUUUCUUGAAAGCAUUUGCACUAAUGGGAGAGACUCAGGAGCGAGAGCGGGUUUUAAUCCACUUCUCCGAACGAUACUAUCAGUGUAACAUGGGCACUAUUCCUUCUCAAGAUGGGGUCCAUUGCCUUACUUGUGCAUUGAUGUUGUUGAAUACAGAUCUUCAUGGCCACAAUAUUGGGAAGAAGAUGACCUGCCAAGACUUCAUUAACAAUUUGGAUGGUUUGAAUGGAGGGAAGGACUUUCCAAAAGACCUACUGAAGGCAUUGUACAAUUCGAUCAAAAACGAGAAGCUGGAAUGGGCGAUAAAUGAAGAAGAGUUGAGAAAAUCCCUCUCCGAGCUUGCUAAUGACAAGACAGAUAAUGCUGGAUCCAAGGCCAACAAUCGUAUUGGAUCUAGUAGUAAUCCAUUUCUCGACAUUCCACAGGAUCCCAAUGCUAAAACGUACAAAACUGGCUUCCUCUCACGGAAAAUUCAUGCAGAUAUGGAUGGAAAGAAAACUCCCAGAGGCAAAAGGGGCUGGAAGACAUUUUAUGCUGUGCUGAAAGGCAUGAUCCUUUAUUUGCAGAAGGAUGAAUAUAAGCCGGAGAAAAAUCUGUCUGAAGAGGAUUUGAAAAACGCAGUUAGCAUACAUCACGCACUGGCAAUAAAAGCUACCGAGUAUGAGAAGAGACCCAAUGUCCUAAAGCUGAAAACUGCCGACUGGAGAGUCUUUCUUUUUCAAGCACAAAGCCCUGAAGAAAUGGAAUCCUGGAUAAGUAAAAUGAACCUAGUAGCUGCCAUGUUUUCUGCCCCCCCAUUUCCAGCCGCGAUUGGCUCACAGAAGAGGUUUAGCCGCCCGCUUUUGCCAGCUACCACCACCAAGAUGACGCAGGAGGAUCAGCUGAAAUCACACGAGGCCAAGCUGAAACAGAUUUCCACCGAACUCACUGAACACCGCUCCUACCCACCUGACAAGAAAGUCAAAGCUAAGGAGAUUGAUGAAUACAGACUGAAGGAGCACUACCUGGAGUUUGAGAAAACCCGGUAUGAGACUUAUGUUAAACUCCUGAAGGAAGGAGAGCCAGAUAUGCUCAUGGAGACCGAUGGCAAUGGGAUGAAAAAGUCACACUCCAGCCCAUCGCUGAACCAGGAGAUGUAUCCUGUAAAUGCGAAAGUCAAACGCAAUGUCUCGGAAAGAAAAGACUACAGACCUGAUACAGCCAACAACAAGCAGAAGACUUAAUUCCACAGCAGGAAAUCAUCUCCCAGCUCUCGGCCACCAAAACAUAAUCAAGUGACGCAAUCUGUGACUUGUAUAUUUUUGUGUAAAAUAUUAUUUAGAUGUCAACUUUUGGUAACAGAAAUUGUGAGAACAUGACUGAUAUGGUAAUCCUUCAUUUGCAGACACUCCUGUAGCUUUUAUAUAUUUUUUGGUUGUUGACGCAACUGUUUGUAGAUUGACUUUUUUUUAUAUUGCCUUAAAGAGACAGACUCCUAUUUGUGGCCUGCUAUUUUGAAAACCAUCGAAGGUCACUCAGUCGAAGGUUUACACAAGAGGUCCUAUCAAUGAGUGCCAAAUGGAUGUGUGUCAUUUCACAAACUGAGAAUUGUCAUUGGCUGAAUUUCUGUGUACGAAAUAGGGAGCAAGAUGGCUGCUAACCUUUGCAGUCCUUUUUUUUUCUUCAUUUUUAAUUCUUUAAAUUAUUUAAAACCAAACAUUCUCAAAGGAAGUUGGAGUCUAGUGAAAUGAAUGUUUCUGUGGAUAUGUUUUUCUUAAAGAAACAAUGCUUUGUACAGUACAGCUUACUGGAGAUUGACAAAAUGAAUAUUCUUUCAAGAGCUAUUGGGCGGAAUGCCUGGUUGAUUUUUCUUUAUUGCUUAUUAGCAAAUAGUUCUUCUAACUUUCUCAUUGCCUUAUCCCCUCCUCCCCUCCUUUAAUCACCCUGUUAGAAUACUUUGUGCAGUGCAUUUCAGUCUUUCCUUCAAGCAGACACCUUUGUGAGUGACCUCCACUCUAAGGUGAUUCUGUUGUGAUGCAUCUCCAUCUCCUCCCCCUCCCUCUUUCUCCAGCACGCCAAUGACUUAGCAGUAGUGACAGUUCAACGUUUCAGGCACCACAUGCCAGUCACCCAAUCUCCUUUGCACACCCCACCCCACCCCAAGUCCAUAGCUGCUACUGAGCCAGAAGGCUGUAUUCUGUACAGUGUUGGAAGGAAAAUAUUUUAAAACACUUUGUUUCUAAUUAAUCAUGUGGCUCCAUUUUAAGCUUACUGUAAAUGCCAGACAGCCCUGUUGCCUGUAUAUGAUGUUUCCUUGACAAGAAUAUAACAAAUAUAUAGAAGGUACCUUCUGAAUUCUUUGAUUGUAUCUUUAAAGAUUAGUAUUUAUAGUGCACUUUAAACAGAAUACACAAAGCUUGACCACCUGUUUUUAUUUUUUUUUUUAAGAAUGUGUGUUUGUCUUCCAUUUUUUGUAUAAUUCCAGGCACUUACGCUUGGGCAAGUUCUGUCAUCCAUAAGACAGGAUAAAGAGACAGUAUUGUAGGAGAAUUACAGUUGAUCCAAUAGAAGUUUUGCUUGAAGUAGGAAGUUGCAUUUUGCCUCCAGAACCACUGCUGUUAAUGAGCUUCUUUUGCAAUGAGGCUGUAGUUUAACUCUCACCACACUAGUCAAGUAGGGGUCUUACACCCGAAGGAAGAGCACAAGACUGUGCCUGAUUGCGGACUCAAUUUAUCACUUCAAGUGUGAAAAUCUCAUUUCUUUUCUAUAAAGAAAUCACAUCACCCUUGCCCUGCAGAACGCCAGUCAUACCUUCUGCAUCUGUAGAUAAUGAAAGGCUGUAAUAAAAUUUAUAGUGAAAAGUGGUAUCUGCUAAGUAAUGUAUUUUCAGGUGCAACAAGGUGUCUCUUUUCAGUGCCACUUGGUAUUUCUCUGUGCUAUUAUGAUAUUUAUUGACUUUGUUGCAUCUUCACUCACUUCUAUAGCCCAGUGGAUCUAUUUUUGUUGUCUGUAUAUAAUAGAUUUACUGUACAAUAGCAUGCAGAAAGCCUUCUUUCUGCUGCACAUGUCCCUUGUUUUGCAUGCUGUCCUCUCACAGAGACAAGAGCUCACAUCAAUAAAUUCAAAUGGAUGUUA